Molecule: messenger RNA, 3633 nt
Organism: Indicator indicator
Lineage: Eukaryota; Metazoa; Chordata; Aves; Piciformes; Indicatoridae
Gene: PRDM10
Product: PR/SET domain 10
Exons: 23
Coding region: 1-3633 (1210 amino acids)
Cellular component (GO): nucleus
Molecular function (GO): protein binding
Source: RefSeq, a predicted model, not a curated record
AUGGAGCACCACGGUGGGGAGGAGAUGGACUCCAAAGAGGAAAGUCCUCAGGUGUGGACUGACUCUGCUGAGCAGGAACAGAAUACUGCUCAGGUGCACUUUGUGCCCGAGGGGGGCACGGUGGCACAGAUCGUGUACAGCGAUGAGCAGGACCGGCCCUCGCAGCAGGUGGUCUACACGGCCGAUGGCACCUCCUACACCUCUGUGGACACCUCAGAGCACACCCUGGUUUACAUCCAUCCUGUGGAAGCUACCCAGACUCUGUUUACAGAUCCGUCCCAAGUGGCUUACGUCCAACAGGAUGCCACCACCCAGCAGGUCACUGUGCUCUUGCCUGCUGCUGCUCAGAGCAUGAAUCCCACCAACCUCUCCGUGCUCGGCAACGUUGCCGAAUCCCCCCAGCAAAUGGCUCUGGAGCAGGGUCCACAAGCAGAUAGAGCAUCAUUACCGGUGCAUAACCAGGUGUUACCUCCUAUGGAGGCAGUGGAUGGCUCUGACCCUUUAGCACCCCUGCAGAAUCAAAUGGGAAGAAUGGAAGCAAAAGAGGAAGAUGAUGAUGAUGAUGAUGAGGAUGAAGAAGGGGAAGACACUGACAUGGAUGAAUGGGAUCCAGAUCCACCUCGACCUUUCGAUCCCAAUGAUUUAUGGUGUGAAGAGUGCAAUAAUGCCCAUCCCUCCGUGUGUCCCAAGCAUGGGCCUCUGCAUCCCAUACCCAAUCGGCCUGUGCUGACCAGGGCCAGGGCCAGCCUGCCCUUGGUGCUCUACAUAGACAGGUUUUUGGGAGGUGUCUUCUCCAAGAGGCGGAUCCCGAAGCGCACACAGUUUGGACCGGUGGAGGGCCCCCUGGUGAGACAGACUGAGCUCAAAGACUGUUACAUCCACUUGAAGGUUUCUCUUGAUAAGGGUGACAGAAAAGAGAGAGAUUUGCAAGAGGACCUAUGGUUUGAGCUUUCUAGCGAGGCUCUUUGUAACUGGAUGAUGUUUGUGCGUCCAGCUCAGAACCAUUUGGAGCAGAACCUGGUCGCCUAUCAGUAUGGCCACCACAUUUAUUACACCACCAUUAAAAACGUGGAGCCCAAGCAGGAACUCAAGGUGUGGUAUGCUGCCUCUUACGCAGAGUUUGUGAACCAGAAGAUCCAUGACAUAUCUGAGGAGGAAAGGAAGGUUCUCAGAGAGCAGGAGAAGAACUGGCCCUGUUACGAGUGCAACCGUCGCUUCAUGAGCUCAGAGCAGCUCCAGCAGCACCUCAACUCCCAUGAUGAGAAGCUGGACUUCUUCAGCAGAGCCAGAGGGCGAGGCCGUGGGCGAGGAAAGAGGAGGUUUGGACCAGGCAGGCGCCCAGGACGCCCUCCCAAAUUCAUGCGUAUGGAAGUCACCAGUGAAAAUGGGGAAAAGUGUGAAGAAGGGACACAGGACUUGCUGCAUUUUUCCAGCAAGGGGCAGUUUGAUGAGGCCGGACAAGCCACACUGAAUGGGUUGGAGCAGCAGGAGCAAACUCCAGUGCCAUCAGAGCCACAGUCAGCACUGGAGCAGCAGCAGCAGCAGCCAGAAAACCACCCACUGCAAAUCCAGCCGCAGCAGGAAGAGAGCGCGGUGCCCACACAGAGCACCAUGACAGCAGAUGACAUGAGGCGAGCAAAGCGUAUCAGGCUGGAGCUGCAGAAUGCAGCUCUUCAGCACCUGUUCAUCCGGAAAUCCUUCCGCCCCUUCAAAUGCCUGCAGUGUGGGAAGGCCUUCCGGGAGAAAGACAAACUGGACCAGCACCUGAGGUUUCAUGGGCGAGAAGGGAACUGCCCUCUGACCUGUGACAUCUGCAACAAGGGCUUCAUCAACAGCGGUGCCCUCGAGAGCCACAUGAAGUUCCACAUGGACCAGAAAACUUAUUCCUGCAUCUUCUGUCCUGAGUCCUUUGACCGCUUGGAUCUGCUGAAGGACCACGUGGCCAUCCACGUCAACGAUGGCUACUUCACCUGCCCCACCUGCAAAAAACGCUUCCCAGACUUCAUCCAGGUCAAGAAGCAUGUCCGGAGCUUCCACUCAGAGAAGAUUUACCAGUGCACGGAGUGUGACAAGGCCUUCUGCAGGCCUGACAAGCUGCGCCUCCACAUGCUGCGGCACUCCGACCGCAAGGACUUCCUCUGCUCCACCUGUGGCAAGCAGUUCAAGAGGAAGGACAAGCUGCGAGAGCACAUGCAGAGGAUGCACAACCCAGAGAGGGAAGCCAAGAAAGCCGACCGGAUCAGCCGCUCCAAGACCUUCAAGCCCCGGAUAGCCUCCAGCGACUAUGAGAGCUUCAUGUUCAAGUGUCGGCUCUGCAUGAUGGGCUUCCGCCGCAGGGGCAUGCUGGUGAAUCAUUUAUCAAAGAGACAUCCAGACAUGAAAAUAGAAGAGGUGCCAGAGCUCACGUUACCCAUCAUCAAACCCAACAGAGAUUACUUCUGUCAGUACUGUGAUAAGGUGUACAAGAGUGCCAGCAAACGCAAAGCACACAUCCUGAAGAACCAUCCUGGUGCUGAGCUACCUCCAAGCAUCCGGAAACUGCGUCCUGCAGGCCCCGGAGAGCCGGAUCCCAUGCUGAGCACCCACACCCAGCUGACAGGCACCAUAGCCACCCCUCCAGUCUGCUGUCCUCACUGUUCCAAGCAGUACAGCAGUAAGACAAAGAUGGUCCAACACAUUCGCAAGAAGCACCCAGAGUUCGCUCAGCUCCCUAACACAAUCCAUGCUCCACUGGCAACAGCUGUCAUCAGCUCCACUCCUGCUGUCCUCACCACUGACAGCACGACUGGAGAGACUGUUGUGACAACAGAUCUCCUGACACAGGCAAUGACAGAGAUAUCCCAGACCCUGACAACAGACUAUCGAACCCCCCAGGGAGAUUACCAGCGAAUCCAGUACAUCCCUGUGUCUCAGUCCACAACUGGCUUGCAGCAGCCCCAGCACAUACAGCUGCAGGUUGUUCAAGUGGCCCAGGCUACCUCACCUCACCAGUCCCAGCACUCCACAGUGGAUGUUGGGCAGCUUCAUGACCCCCAGACCUACACCCAGCAUGCUAUCCAGGUGCAGCACAUCCAGGUCGCAGAGCCAUCCCCAGCAACUCAGCCAUCAUCACAGGUUGGGGGUCAGUCUCUGAGCCCCUCCUCACAACCACCUCAGCAGGAACUCAGCCCCUCCCAGAUGCAGACAGCCACAACAGCCCCAAGCCAAGCCCUCCAGCAGCAGCAAGGCUCUUCAGUGCAGCACACCUAUCUUCCCAGCACGUGGAACUCAUUUCGGAGCUACUCCUCUGAGAUCCAGAUGAUGACCAUUCCCCAAGGUCAGUACGUGAUCACAGAGACUGCUGUAGGUACACCGGUCACCACUGUCAACACUGGGCAAGUGAAAGCAGUUACUCAGACUCACUACGUGAUCUCUGAAGGUCAGCCUGAUCUGGAUGUCAAACAAAACUCUUCCCUCUCCAGUGAGGUGCCGGUCGGCGUUUCCCAGCCGCCAGCCCACACGGAUCCCCUGGAAUCCCAAACGAGCAGCCAGCAGCAAACCACCCAAUACAUCAUCACCACCAGCACCAAUGGGAGCGGUGGCAGUGAAGUGCACAUCACCAAACCAAGAACUUUCCCAGCAGAGCAUGAAUGA